Molecule: messenger RNA, 1400 nt
Organism: Heterocephalus glaber (naked mole-rat)
Lineage: Eukaryota; Metazoa; Chordata; Mammalia; Rodentia; Bathyergidae
Source: RefSeq, a predicted model, not a curated record
AUGGCGGCGGUAGGGCCCGAGAAAAGGACAGAAGGGGCCGAGGACGCGGCGGACGCGCGUCAAGACAGCGAGGCCCGGGGGCGAGAGGCCGCUAUCUCCAGUGGCAUUCGAGGCUCGCUCAGGGCCGGACCGGGCAGGCGAGCAGCGGGACCGGCGGAGCGGCGGCGGCGGCGGCGGCUAGUGCAAUGCGGAGCUGAGCCAGGCGCGGGCUGGGCUGCGGAGGGCGGCGGCGGCGGCGUCAGAGCCGCUACGCGAGGCUGGCGCGGCACCCCCACCAGCGCGCAACCCAGCGCGCCCGCCCUUCGGAGUCAGGCGCUGCACAGCCCCAGAUCAUCCGGCCACGGACUGAUCCGGGAGGCCAGAAAGCCGGCAAGACGGAAUUGCCCGUCUUGGACGGUGCCGGCAGCGGACCGUCUGGGCGUCGGUUUGUGUCACUGGCAACCAUCACUCGCACUUAAACCGGGCCCAGGUGCCCAUAGAAGGCAGAAAUGGUGGACACGGAUCGCUCUCAAGGAUGCUCCGCUCCGAGCCCGUCACCUAGGAUCAUCUGGGCUGUUUCUGCUGUCCGGGGACGCCGCCGUGGAAGCGAUUCGGCAGGGCGCUCGCCACCAACCGCUCUCCAAGUUUGUGCUGAAUGGAGGCAAAAGGUUGGCUUUUCGCUUGCGGGGUGGUGGAAGGAAGCAGAACUUUGAUGACACUUCUCGGUCGGCUCUUGGCGUGUCUGUGACUGCCUUCGCUGAGAGGUGCGCUGCGGGUGUCCGGCGAGGAAGAAAGAAGGGUUCGCAGCGCGCGGGGCCUGGGCGUGGAGGUGCGCUUUGCGCUCCGCUCCGCCCCGGGCUGCAGGGUCUGGACGGUUUCUGUUCAGUAGGGUGUGUGUUACGAGCGUGGAUAGGACAGAGAUCCAGACACAAAGACAGACAAGGCAUCAGUUACUGCAGUGGGCUGGAUCUGUGUGAACUCCGAGAGCGAGAUUCGGUAACUGGGUGCAGCUGGUGCGUGUGGCUCGGUGCACAUCGGAGUCUGUGCGUUCGAGGCUUGUGUGCGGAACUGGUUGUCCACGUGUUUCGACUGGGGUUGCCCGCGCUUGUGCCUCGGACGCUCUCUGACACCCACCCCUAGAAGUCCUUCCUGAUGUCUGUGUGCCUGGGAGCUACCGCCAAAUCUGCCCUUCAGCCUUCAUAGUGGCACACAGAGAACACAGACUGCCAACAAGAGAGAUGUGGAGUUUAGAGAAACGAUUUCAGAAAGCUCGAGACCCCUGGGAAUUCAUCUAAUGCUUUCCAGUCGAAGAUCAAUAGGUUAGGAGAUCUCCAAACCCUUAAUUACAUUGACUCCUUGAGGAGAUGAGCUGGAACUAGGAAGUAACUAAGCAUUCUCUCCCUUCCCCAUACAUCAGGUGC